GCUCCCUAGCCAAUGAGGGGCUGGGCCCUGGUCGCUAGGAUACACAGUACUGGACGCGCUAACUGUCCUCUUGAGAGCCAUCUUGCCUAGCUGGGCCAAGCCGAGAUAGCACACUCAACGCCCAGCAUGCCGAGGAGGAGGAGACACCGAGGGUCCUCCGGUGCUGGCGGCCGGGGGCGGACCUGCUCUCGCACCGUCCGAGCGGAGCUUUCGUUUUCAGUGAGCCAGGUGGAGCGCAGUCUACGGGAGGGCCAGUACGCUCAGCGCCUGAGUCGCACGGCGCCGGUCUACCUCGCUGCGGUUAUUGAGUACCUGACGGCCAAGGUCCUGGAGCUGGCGGGCAACGAGGCCCAGAACAGCGGAGCGCGGAACAUCACUCCCCUGCUGCUGGACAUGGUGGUUCACAACGACAGGCUACUGAGCACCCUUUUCAACACGACCACCAUCUCUCAAGUGGCCCCCGGCGAGGACUAGCUUCUGACACCCGGCCCCUGGGACCUGACAGGUCCACUCGUCCACCCACCCGGCCCCAAACUCCCCGGCCCCAAAUCCCCCGGCCUUAAACACCCUCCCCCCACAGCCCAGGCCCCAAAGUCUUGGGCCUUCAUUAAUUCUGUCAAUAAAAUGUUUAAAGGAA
Pan troglodytes (chimpanzee) is the source of this 637-nucleotide messenger RNA. RefSeq names its product H2A.B variant histone 1 (gene H2AB1). The transcript has a single exon. Gene Ontology annotation, cellular component: nucleosome. NCBI's taxonomy places the organism in Eukaryota, Metazoa, Chordata, Mammalia, Primates, Hominidae. The record is from RefSeq and is a predicted model, not a curated record. The coding region runs from base 127 to 474 and encodes 115 amino acids. Gene Ontology annotation, molecular function: structural constituent of chromatin; DNA binding; protein heterodimerization activity.